GUUCGAAAGAAGAACUCACUGAAGGACUGUGUGGCAGUAGCUGGCCCCCUCGGUGUCACGCACUUCCUUAUCUUGAGCAAAACAGACAGCAGUGUGUAUUUGAAGCUGAUGCGCCUCCCGGGAGGCCCGACUUUGACCUUCCAGAUCAACAAGUACACACUGGUACGAGACGUUGUCUCUUCCCUGCGGCGACACCGGAUGCACGAGCAGCAGUUUAACCACCCACCCCUCCUGGUGCUCAACAGUUUUAGCCCCCAGGGCAUGCACAUCAAGCUCAUGGCCACCAUGUUCCAGAACCUGUUCCCAUCCAUCAACGUGCACACGGUGAACCUGAACACCAUUAAGCGCUGCCUCCUUAUUAACUACAACCCGGACUCCCAAGAGCUGGACUUCCGACACUACAGCAUCAAAGUGGUGCCUGUGGGUGCAAGCCGGGGCAUGAAAAAGCUCCUACAGGAGAAGUUUCCCAACAUGAGCCGACUGCAGGACAUCAGUGAGCUGCUGGCCACGGGUGCGGGGCUGUCGGAGAGUGAGGCGGAACCAGAUGGUGAGCACAAUAUCACAGAACUGCCCCAGGCUGUGGCUGGCCGUGGCAACAUGCAGGCCCAGCAGAGUGCCAUCAGACUUACAGAGAUUGGGCCCCGGAUGACACUACAGCUCAUUAAGAUCCAAGAAGGUGUUGGGAAUGGCAAUGUCCUCUUCCACAGUUUUGUGCACAAGACUGAGGAGGAACUGCAGGCCAUCUUGGCAGCAAAGGAGGAGAAACUACAGCUCAAGGCACAGCGUCAGAACCAGCAGGCUGAGAACUUAGAACGCAAGCGGGAACUUCGAGAAGCCCACAAGAAGAAGAGCCUGGCAGGCAUGAAGCGAGCCCGGACAAGGACAGAUGGCGACAGUGAUGCCGAGGACCCUGGGGCACCUCUAGAGGCGGUGGGGGCAGGGCGGCUGGAGGAAGAGGAGGAGGAUGACGCUGAGUAUUUUCGCCAAGCUGUGGGCGAGGAGCCUGAUGAAGACAUGUUCCCCAGAGUGGCCAAGCGGAGACGGCAGGGAGGUCCUCCAGGCAAGAAACAGCAAGAGAAGAAACAGAGGCCUGUUUCAGGCAGAGGUCAAGGUGGCAACUGGCGGCCUCCAAAACCAAAGGGUAGAUCCCAAGGAGUCAAGACCAAGCUGGGACCCAGAGCCACACGCCGCAACCUGGGGCAGCCAUCAAGAAGAACCUGAUCCUGCUUGGCAGUGGAUGGACCAUGGAUGCCCCACAUUGGGGCUUGGGAGCUGCCCUGGGCUCCAGUGCAGCCUGGUUUCCUUUCAUAAAGGAACUACCCAGUUCUCACCUCCAAUAAACCUCAACAUGGCGUUUUGA
Molecule: messenger RNA, 1360 nt
Organism: Cricetulus griseus (Chinese hamster)
Lineage: Eukaryota; Metazoa; Chordata; Mammalia; Rodentia; Cricetidae
Source: RefSeq, a predicted model, not a curated record